Messenger RNA from Lactuca saligna, 321 nucleotides. Lineage: Eukaryota; Viridiplantae; Streptophyta; Magnoliopsida; Asterales; Asteraceae. The record is from the annotation of a GenBank genome assembly.
AUGAUAUUUCCUCAUUACGAGGAUUUAUGCAUCAUUUUUGGAAAGGAUAUAUCUCAAAGGAAUAAAGCCAAGGAUUUCGCACAAAUGGAAGAAGAUGCAAACAAUGAAGAACAAUCUGAACAAGUAGCAGAUGAUUUUGAAGAACAAACCACAAAAAAUGAAGAAUCUCCAAACAUAGGCUCAAAGAAGAGAAAAAGAGUUUAUGUUGUUAUUAAGGGAACAACUAUUGCAGCUAACGUCCUUGAAGAAAAACUUGAAAAAGUAGUGAAUAACAUGAAUAAGGCAAUACUAGGAGAAACAAAAGUACAAAAAAAGCUUUGA